AUGGGUCGUCCAAUGGGUUGUGGGACACUAGUGGUGCUGCUGGUUUUAGUUUUUCUCCUGAUAGGUCAUGGAAACAAUAGAAGUACCUCAUCAAGAACAUCACUUCGGAGCACUAGCACUUCUGAACGAUAUUAUGGGGUGAAGAUGGUGAAUACAUCCAACACCAUUGUGUUGGAUAAUGGCCUUGUCCGACUAACUUUCUCCAAUCCCACCGGACACGUUACCGGAAUCAAAUACGGUGGAAUAGAUAACUUGCUUGAGAUCCACAAUAAGCCAACUAAUAGAGGGUACUGGGAUUUGAACUGGAACUACCCAGGGCAGAAGAGCAGAACUAGUAUCUUUGAAGGAAUAUUGGGCACAGAAUUUCGUGUGAUUACAUCUGCAGAAGACCAAGUAGAAAUCUCUUUCACCAGAACAUACAAUGUGUCCCUUCCCCAGGGUGUGACAGUGCCCUUUAAUAUGGACAAAAGGUACAUAUUGCAGCGUGGUCGUUCUGGCUUCUAUGCAUACGCCAUUUUUGAACGCUUAGAAGGGUGGCCGGAAGCCAAGGUUGAUCAAAUAAGAAUGGUUUUCAAGCUUCAACAAGCCAAGUUCAGAUACAUGGCGCUAUCGGAUACUAGGCAAAGGUUCAUGCCAACAGCCUAUGAACGUGGAAUUUAUGGUAUCAAACUCGCAUAUAAAGAAGCGGUUCUCCUAAACAACACAGGAGAGGUAGAUGACAAGUAUCAGUACACGAUUGAGGACAAGGAUAACAAAGUCCAUGGUUGGAUUUGCACUGAUGAGAAGUCACCUGUUGGGUUUUGGAUGAUCACACCAACUGAUGAGUUCAAAAUGGCCGGUCCCUUCAAGCAAGGCCUCACUUCCCACGUUGGUCCAACUACUCUCUCUGUGUUUGUUAGUAGCCAUUACGCUGGGAAUGUUUCGAUGAACUUCCAACAAGGUGAGGCAUGGAAGAAGGUUUUCGGCCCGGUUUUUAUCUAUCUUAACUCUGCUCAUCAAGGCUCAAAGAAUUCCAUCAGUAGUCUUUGGAGCAAUGCUAAACAACAGAUGUUAGAAGAAGUCAAGAGCUGGCCAUACAAUUUUACUGAGUCUCGAGACUUCCUUUCUUCUGAUCAAAGGGGAUCACUGUCUAGCCGAUUACUGAUAUAUGAUCAGUACAUCAGUCAUCAGCCUCUUCAUUCAGCACGUUUCGCUUAUGUAGGACUUGCACCACCUGGAGAAGUUGGAUCAUGGCAAAGGGAAAGCAAGGGAUACCAGUUCUGGACUCAAGCUGACAACAAGGGUCACUUCAUCAUCAAAAAUGUCCUGCCCGGAAAUUACAGUUUGUAUGCAUCCGUUCCAGGCAUCAUUGGAGACUACAAAUAUGAGGCUGACAUAACAAUUGAACAAGGAAGCAAAAUCCAAAUGCCUGAUUUUAUCUAUGAACCUCCAAGAAAUGGUCCUACUUUGUGGGAAAUUGGCAUCCCUGAUCGCACUGCUGCCGAGUUCUACAUACCUGAUCCAUAUCCAACUCUCUCAAAUAAGUUGUACAUUGUUUCAGAAAGGUUUCGGCAAUAUGGAUUGUGGGCACGUUAUGAAGAUCGAUACCCUGACUCUGAUCUGGUCUACAAAGUUGGUGUUCACAAUUACAGUAACGAUUGGUUUUAUGCUCAAGUGACCAGGGAUAUAGGAAAUGGGACCUAUGUAGGAACUACAUGGCAGAUUCAGUUUGAACUUGAAAGUGCGACUCAUCCCGGAAAUUUUACACUCCGAUUGGCAUUGGCCUCAGGCAGUUAUUCAAAACUGCUGGUUCGGAUUAAUAACUUGAACACCAAGCAACCACAUUUUGCAACAGGUAGAAUAGGUGUGGACAAUGCUAUAGCAAGACAUGGAAUUCAUGGCUUGUACUCGUUGUUCAGUGUUAGUGUACCAAGUUCUCUGCUGCACCAAGGAACAAACACAAUCUAUCUUACACAGCCAAAAGGUGAAUCACCCUUCACAGGAAUCAUGUAUGACUACAUAAGACUAGAAGGACCCCCAGUAUAA
This is a messenger RNA of Fragaria vesca subsp. vesca, 2025 nucleotides long. RefSeq names its product rhamnogalacturonate lyase-like. NCBI's taxonomy places the organism in Eukaryota, Viridiplantae, Streptophyta, Magnoliopsida, Rosales, Rosaceae. The record is from RefSeq and is a predicted model, not a curated record. Bases 1 to 2025 code for a protein of 674 amino acids. The transcript has a single exon. Gene Ontology annotation, molecular function: catalytic activity; carbohydrate binding. Gene Ontology annotation, biological process: carbohydrate metabolic process.